Molecule: messenger RNA, 402 nt
Organism: Cordyceps militaris CM01
Lineage: Eukaryota; Fungi; Ascomycota; Sordariomycetes; Hypocreales; Cordycipitaceae
Exons: 4
Coding region: 1-402 (133 amino acids)
Source: RefSeq, a predicted model, not a curated record
AUGUCCCCCUCUGGUUUCACGAGCAAGGCCAAGCAGAAGGGACAAGAGACCAGAAGACAAAAAGAAGCCGACUUUGCCGGUUUGGAGGUGUGGUUUCUGCUUGCCAAGCUUUUUCGUUUUGACGACGAUCUGGACAGUAGCGGCUGUCAGGGCGAUGGGGGUGGUUUCUUGGCCAAUAGUCCACAGAAGUGUAGACGGCCCAUCCGUGGUGUUUGUAUUUUAUUACCAUACCUACAAAAGACCCUCGUCGUCGUCAUCUGCACAGGCGGCGCGGGUGCCCCGGAAAAGGCGUUCGGUGAGGAAAAGCCUGUCGCCGUUGCUCCUGCCCUCUUCGAUCGGAGGGAGGGAGCCGUGUCCGCGGAAACCGGAGAGGCUGUGUUGGGGGAUGAAACCACGGAUUAG